Mesorhabditis spiculigera is the source of this 2151-nucleotide messenger RNA. The record is from the annotation of a GenBank genome assembly. Lineage: Eukaryota; Metazoa; Nematoda; Chromadorea; Rhabditida; Rhabditidae.
AUGCGCGAACUAGUCGCGUGUCUGCUGCUCCUGGUGGCGGCCGCCGAGGCCGCCAAAUUUUCGGUAUCCCGGGGCAAGAACACCACCUCCAAGAUCGAGGGGCUAUGCGCACGUAUGCACAACAACACCGCCCUGGAGGGUCUUGACCCGAGUGAAAUGAUGAAGGACACGGCUUACGCUUGCCAGAAGAAGUGCGUCGACAUGUGGCCGGCUUGCUCGGCUGUGGUCUACUACUACCUGCACAACGACACGAAGCACCACUAUUGCUACCUCUUCGAGAAGAACUCCGUGCACGAUAAGGUCUCCCUCGUCGAGCAAAAGCCGGAGAACAAGAAGGACCUUGUCCGCAUGCUUGAACUCGUCGCUGACUGCCACCAGUUUGAUGCCCAUCCCCCGCUGGCCGAGGAUGGCAUCGCGAGCAGCACCGACAAGGUCGACCGCAAGAAGAGGCAAAACGGUGACGAGAAGGACAUGAAGACAGCCGGAGACUGGACCGACUGGAGCGAGUGCGAGACUGGCCUCGGCCAUGCCGUCCGCUCGCAAUCCUGCGAAUACGGACGCCGCAUCGAACGUCGCGGUUGCCCGGCUCGGCAGCCCCCGCAGCGCUACGACCCAAGGCAGUUCCAGCAGCCUUUCGCCCCUCAGCCGCCCGCUGACCCGCGCCAGGACCCGCGCUACCAGCAGCUCCCUCCCCAGGACCCUCGUCUCGAGGACCCGCGCUACCUGCAACAGCUAGCCGAGCACCAGCGCCGCUUGCAGGAACACCAGCAGCAAGCGCAGCAGGUCGAGUGCUUUUCGAAUCUUGGAUUUUUCAGGGUGCCCCGCUUGCCGUCAGCCAGAACGAUGAGCGUCAUGCGACACCCCGCUCAACCCAACGCGCAGCCCUGCACCGGUGGCCGUUGCAAGCCGAGGCAGCAGCCCCCGCCCCCGCCACCACCGCCAGCGCCAGUAACACAGGCACCGGUGGCCCAGCCGUAUCCAACGCGCUACCGCCCGGCCGCCCCGCCACCACCAGUCUGCAAGGGAGACGGAUGCAAGCCGAGGCAACAACUUCAAGGCCAAUGGCACGACUGGUCAGAGUGGAGCGAGUGCUCGUGCACCUGUGGUGAUGGUGUCAAGCAGAGGAGGAGGGAGUGCAACGGAAAUAACUGCCAGGGCCCCGACACAGAACAAGCCCCGUGCAACAUGGGCCCGUGCCAGACGUGGUCCGAGUGGUGCGAGUGGUCUGAUUGCAAGGGAUCCUGUGGCCGUGGAGAGCGCACCAGGACCCGCUUCUGCUUCCUGGGCACCAAGCGCUGCGAGGGCAGCGAUUUUGAGAUCGAGGUGUGCAACGCCGGCCCGUGCCCCGAGUGGUCCGAGUGGGAGGACUGGUCGACCUGCUCGACGUCGUGCGGUCACGGAAUGCAGAAUCGCCAGCGCACGUGCCUUGGAGGCACCCAUGGAGAUCAUGCUUGCCCUGGACCUCGCCACGAGGAACGCCCGUGUGACCACGGCCCGUGCUCCACCUGGGCCCCUUGGGAGGAGUGGGGUCAAUGCAGCGCAUCGUGUGGAGACGGUAUGAAGCGGAGGACUCGCGUCUGCCAAUACGGAACUGAUUGCCAAGGGCCGGCUGAGGAGACUAUGUUCUGCUACGGGCCGCCCUGCUCGUCGUGGACCGACUGGUGCGAGUGGUCGGCUUGCAGCCAACGUUGCGGAGCUGGACAACGCUCGCGCACCCGCGCUUGCCUGACAUCUUCCGGCCAAGAGUCGACCGAUUGCAUGGGACCUAGCCACGAAACCGUACUCUGCAACGAGGGCGAGUGCUGCAACUGGUCCGACUGGUGUCCGUGGUCGCAGUGCGACAAGGACUGCGGUACCGGCCAGAACUUCCGCACGCGUGUGUGUCAACGUAAUGGGGUUAACGACAACACGUGCGAGUGUGUGGGUCCGGACCGGGAGACUCGCGAAUGCAACACGCACGUUUGCCAGCCGCAAUGCGCCUGGACGGAGUGGUGCGCCUGGAGCGACUGCUCGACGCAAUCGGCCUGCGAGAUUGGCAACCAGCUACGCUCCCGCCAAUGCGUCGGCGAGCCGGGUUGCCAUUGCCUGGGGCUGGCCGAGGAGAGCCAGCAGUGCCGCGGCAACAUCCCAUGCUCGCCCAAGCCUCCAUGC